Molecule: messenger RNA, 1296 nt
Organism: Myripristis murdjan (pinecone soldierfish)
Lineage: Eukaryota; Metazoa; Chordata; Actinopteri; Holocentriformes; Holocentridae
Product: CD276 antigen-like
Exons: 5
Biological process (GO): T cell receptor signaling pathway; regulation of cytokine production
Cellular component (GO): external side of plasma membrane
Molecular function (GO): signaling receptor binding
Source: RefSeq, a predicted model, not a curated record
UUGAACAGGGCAUGGAACAAAAACCUGCAAGACGGGGGUCCUCAGGGAUCACGUUGGGAACCAGAGAGAGAUAGAGAAUCGUUUAAUGUCGCUCUCUAAACGUCUUAAUUUCACUCUGCAGCAAAAACACAAGUACAAGCAAGUGCAAAGUAACAAUGUACUACUUGACUCGGGUUUGAACUCCACCAUUAAGUAGCUCCGGAUGUUUAGACCGAGCAAACACACCGAAAAUAAAGUGUCACGUUUCAUCCGGUGGGCUGGAGCUGAGGAGGCGUCAUGAGCCGCAAAACAAAAGGCGAUUGGUGUAUUAACGUCUGAGCAGCGAUGAUCAAACCAGCUUUUCUAUCACUCGGAUGCCUGUUUCUGCUGUUCAGUCUGUCUCCGUGUGAAGAUCAGUCUCAGCUGGUUGGUCCUCCUCAGCCAAUAGUGGCGAUAGUUGGUGAUGACAUCAUCCUGCUGUGCCACCUGGAACCUGCUGUGGACGCUGUUGCCAUGACAGUGGAGUGGGCGAGACCUGACCUGGAGCACAGCUUUGUCCAUGUGUGGCAUGGUGGUCGCAAACUUCCAAUACAGCAUCCGUCCUACAAGGGCAGAACAUCUCUGUUCCUGGACAAACUGAAGGACGGAGACGUUUCACUGAAACUCUCUGAAGUGAAACUCUCUGAUGAAGGAAGAUACAGAUGCUUCAUUCCUUCACUCGGUAUAGAAACCACAGUUGAGCUUGUUGUUGGUCAGCCUCAGCUGAUUGGUCCUCAUCAGCCAAUAGUGGCGGUAGUUGGUGAUGACAUCAUCCUUCCGUGCCACCUGGACCCUGCCGUGGACGCUGUUGGCAUGACAGUGGAGUGGACGAGACCAGACCUGAACCCCAGAUUUGUGUAUCUGUGGCGUGAUGGUCAGGAACUUCUGGUUCAUCAAAACCUAAAAUAUGAGGGCAGAACGUCUCUGUUCAGAGACAAACUAAAGGAUGGAGACGUUUCUCUAAAACUCUCUAAAGUGAAAAUCUCUGAUGAGGGAAGAUACAGAUGCUUCCUCCCUUUACUUGGAAGAGACACUUUCGUCAAGCUUGUUGUUGGUGCUGCCUCCUCUCCUGUCAUCAACGUGACCAAAAGCAGCAGUGGAGUGGUUUUAGAGUGUGAAAGUAAAGGCUGGUACCCAGAGCCUGAGCUGUUUUGGCUGGACGCUGAGGGAAAGCUCCUCUCUGCUGGAGCUCCAGAGACAGUCAGAGGUCCUGAUGGCCUCUAUACUGUCAGCAGCAGAGUGACUGCGGAGAAGAGCCACAGCAACAGCUUCACCUGC